AAUUUUGUUUUUUUUUUUUGGUUUUUUAACACAAAUCCCCAAGAAUCGAAUUCAUUCUAAUUAGAAAUAACGCGAUAUAACAACAUUGCAAUUUCCAAUUGGAUAUCAUCAUCUAAACUGAACUUUUUCCAAUCGGAACCAUUCAAUCGAUUGAAACCAUUUUAGUACAUGAAUUUGCAACAAUUGUCAGUUAAAUUGUUUGUUUUGAGCCAAGGAAAGUGCGCGGUUUAGGCUAUAGCUAUCGCUUUUGCGAAGUGAUUGCAAUCGUGUACAAAAACAGUAGAAUUAUCUCCAAUACACCGUUCAGAUAUGCCUACAGCAAUGCCAUACACGGACGUACAUCGCGCGUUCCUGCAAGCUAUAUCCCACCAUGGAACGAUGAGUGGCAAACAGGCCUACAAGGCAUUGCUCGCUAUAUACGCAAAAUAUCAUGACAGCGAAGAGAUCCCAACGGAGGACGAGAUCCCCGAUAUCGUCGCUUCCAUCAACGGCAAGAUCUUCCGGUACGAUCAGAAGAUUUGCUUCGUUCACUACGAACCGGCCGAUACGGACUUCUACGUGUUCUGCAAUCAAGUGGAAUCGCAGAUCGAUCGAUUGCAGAACUACUAUACGGAAUCGGAAACGGCCCUCUUCCGGUUGAUCCUACGGGAGUUGGCAGGAACCGAAGAGCACAAGCUGAAACCGAUUCUGUGCCUCAAUCUGACGGCGGAGAUCCAGGGGAAGCCGCUUAGCAAGGUGCGAGCCGAGCAGCUGUUGGACCAGUGGGAAAAACUCGGGUAUUUUGUGCUGCUGGACGGGAUGUGGCAUUUCGGUCCGAAGACGAUCGGCGAAUUCGAUCGGUAUCUGGCGGCCAACUAUCCAGAUCAGAUGCAGCGGUGCAAGCUGUGCAAGGAAUCGGUGUUCUAUGGUGUUCGAUGUGAUAAGUGUCCCGAAUCAUUCCAUAAAGAUUGUAUGAAGAAGUAUCUUAGAAGGUUGACAAACUGUCCUGGGUGCAAAAAUCUGUGGUCAACUCCUGUUUGAUGUAUUAUUUAUUGUGUGUAUCGUUUAAAGCAUUUUUAAUAAAAAAAAAGUUCAUAUUUUUGUAA
Messenger RNA from Aedes aegypti (yellow fever mosquito), 1085 nucleotides. Its product is annotated as non-structural maintenance of chromosomes element 1 homolog. NCBI's taxonomy places the organism in Eukaryota, Metazoa, Arthropoda, Insecta, Diptera, Culicidae. The record is from RefSeq and is a predicted model, not a curated record. Gene Ontology annotation, molecular function: ubiquitin-protein transferase activity. The transcript is spliced from 3 exons. The coding region runs from base 310 to 1020 and encodes 236 amino acids. Gene Ontology annotation, cellular component: nucleus; Smc5-Smc6 complex. Gene Ontology annotation, biological process: DNA damage tolerance; double-strand break repair via homologous recombination.